AUGAAGUUUGGGAAGGAGUUCAGGAUCCACCUGGAGGAGACGCUGCCGGAGUGGAGGGACAAGUUCCUCUGCUACAAGCCCCUCAAGAAGCUCCUCAAGUCCAUCCCCGUCCCCGUUCCUCCUCUGCGCCCAGGGCUCGCCGACCCCGAGGGAGACGACGCCGACAACCAGUGGGCGCAUCUGCCGGCCGCACCGGACUCAGCCGCCCCGCCGGCGGCCGUGGAGGAAUGGUUCGUGGGGAUUCUCAACGAUGAGCUCGACAAAUUCAACGAUUUCUACGUCGACAAGGAGGAGGAAUUCGUCAUACGCCUCCAGGUGAUCCCAUCAAACCACCAAGGAUAGCCUCGAAAUGGCUCGGGAAUACCUACCUGUUCCUCCUUAUUCAUCUGCCUUUCUUCUCUUCUCGCCCUAAUUUUCCCUUUUGAAUGCAUCGCCCUCGCCGGAAUUUGCGAUCUCUUGCUUCAUCCUGGGAGUUUGAAGUCUCCCCUUUCUGGGAAGAUCAAAUGGUCGGAGAGCGAACCAUUUCGCUUGUUCAUCGAUUCCUUUGAUUCGAUUCCAGGCCCAGCGCUGUCCUCUUUCUGUUCUUUCUCUAUAGAGAAAACCUCCAGCGCGCAGUGGAAUAUAUAAACUCCAAUUCGAAACAUACCGCUUCAUUCAUGUAUUCCCAGUGUUGAAUCGACUCCAUCCUCGUCUGAAUUCGUCUCCGAAUAUUCUGUGAUUUCGCUGCAACGAGCCGUACAUUCUUUUUCUUCUUCGACGCGAUCUGGGUUCUGCCAGUUUUCAUUGAACUUCUGCGAUCAUCGGGGCUCCACGGCUUGCGCCCAUGGAGACUUCCCGGGUGACAAGCAAAGACUGGAACUGGUUCCUCACAGAAGAAAUUAGCAACUUACCUACCGUCUCUUGCCUCAUACAUACCCCCUCAGGGCAGAUGAAUCCCAUGCUUUUCCCACCGCAGCAGUUACCCUUUUUUUCCUCUCUGGAAGAAAAAUCUCGAUUUCGGUGGGUGACCCUCAAUCCCCCUGUAGCCAUUUUCCCCCGGCUCUAGUCUUUCAUCUUCGCAGUUUCUGCGAGGCCUCCAAAAUAUCCUGAAGACUUUCGGGUUUCCUUCAUCUUGAUCUGUCUCGACUCCCCAGGACCUGAGGCAGCCCAAGAAUCCUCACAGAAAGCAACCCCCCGCCUCUUUGAAUCGCUUCUGAAAUUGAAAAACUUGUUUCAAAUCUCAUUUCGUGGAGUAUACCGUUCGUCAUGCUCUAUUUCACCGAGUCUAUCUGCUUCAUCUUCUGGGAGGCCCUUCCUCUGUCACGUCUGCCGCAUAAGUUUCAAUCGACACUGUCUGACGCUCAUCAAGAAAUGCAGCCUCGAAAGCUACUUUCUCUGUCUUGUUAAGUUCCAGAAGGUCAUAAGCAGAUACUGCCUGGUCUUUUUCAAUCCAGAUGCCUAAAUUUCUGGAGCUGCAGUUCGUCUCGUCUCGUCUGAAAUAAUAAUAAUAAUAAUCCUCAUUCUGCGAGCGCCAGUUGGGAUAUUGUUUGAAGUCUGAAGCAGCUAACCAUCAGUCUUCACUAGCUGUAUGGACACAUCAUGGGUCGAUUGGAUCUAAAUCAGGCUUAUUUUAUUUUACACAAUUUGUCGCUGUUCAUGAAUAAUUAUUCGCUUUUACUUGUAUUAUUUUGACUCAAAAGAUAUUGUCGGGUGUUUCGAUAGAAAUGGUGGAUCUUGUGCAACUUCCUAGGUUACGAACCCAGAGCCAGGGCUCUCCGUUGACCGAAUUUCUAUGAUCCUCCAUGGGAAACAGCGGCCCAGCGCUAUGAACCAGUGACCAGUUCGCGACGUGGAACUUCUGAUUGAGCACAUUGCAAUGAUUUUUAGUGUUUGGUUCUAGUCCAGUGUUCUCGGUGCGACUGAUUCAUCAUGGGCUAGAGCUUUCAAUACGUUUCUGCCUGGAGAUCUUCUUCCUGUGUGAACUUUAGCCCGAAAUUUCCUCGCACGAUUUCAUUUUCCGGUCGGUCAGUUUUUCAUUAAGAAAAAGAUCCUCUGCCUGGAAGAAUCGAUGGCGUUCUUCCCGGGACAAGCUCGGGGCCCCGUUCCCCGCCAGAUAUCGAAGAGCUUUCUAAAACUGGACGUAUUGAAUGUCUGUAAAUUUGUGUUGUGUUCUGUGGAUUUAUCGUCGGAACGUAUAGAUUUGGCUGGGUCUGCUCUGAUAUGUGGGGUCGCAGGAGCUCAAGGAGAGAAUCGAAGGAGUGGGGGCCCAGAUUUCGGAGAGCAGUCUCAGCGAAGAGAUGCUGGAGAUCCGCAAGGCCUUUGUCAGGAUCCACGGAGAGAUGGUGCUCCUGAAGAACUACAGCUCCCUCAAUUUCAUGGGUAUCCCCUUCUCCUUCUUUUCUCUAUUCUCCCUCUUCUUCCUCUUCCUCUUCCUCUUCCUCUCCUCCUCCUCCCUCUUCCUCUUCUCCUUCUUCCUCUGUAUUUUCUUCACGUUCCUCUCCUUCUUCCUACUCUUCUUCUCCCUCUCCAUCCUCAUACAGUCCAGGUGUGUCUUCUUGCAGGCCUGGUGAAGAUACUGAAAAAGUACGACAAGAGGACGGGCGGGCUGCUACGGCUGCCCUUCAUCCAGCGGGCCCUCCGCCAGCCCUUCUUCUCCACGGAGCCGCUCACCCGGCUCGUCCGUGAGUGCGAAGCCAACCUCGAGCUCCUCUUCCCUCUCGAGCCAGAGGUCCUCAACUCCGGCGCCGCCGCCCCGCUCCGCCACCCGUCCCCUUCCCCGCCGCCGCGGCCGUCGGCGGAGGCCUCUGGCGACGCCCAGCACGGCACCGUCGACGUCUACCGCAGCACACUGGCCGCCAUGAGGGCAAUCCAGGGCCUACGGCGGGCCAGCUCCACCUACAGCCCGCUCUCCCUCGCCCAGUUCUUCCGCGACGGAGACGACGGCGGCGCCGGCGACGUCACCACCGAGAACUCCGUCUCCAACUCCGCCGCCAGCAACGAACCCGAUUCAGAGCCCGCCACCGCUACCCCCGCCAACUCUUCCAGCAGCUAG
This is a messenger RNA of Spirodela intermedia, 3031 nucleotides long. Lineage: Eukaryota; Viridiplantae; Streptophyta; Magnoliopsida; Alismatales; Araceae. The record is from the annotation of a GenBank genome assembly.